Messenger RNA from Aspergillus luchuensis, 846 nucleotides. Its product is annotated as aminoglycoside phosphotransferase family protein. Bases 1 to 846 code for a protein of 281 amino acids. The record is from RefSeq and is a predicted model, not a curated record. The transcript has a single exon. NCBI's taxonomy places the organism in Eukaryota, Fungi, Ascomycota, Eurotiomycetes, Eurotiales, Aspergillaceae.
AUGCCAAUACACGAGUCAAUAGUAACACUCUAUCUUCGAAGUCGACUAUGGCUCGGCAAAAAGCGCUACGGCACCUUCUCACCCAGCGUAGUAAGAGUCAGCGACACGCGACUAAUCAAAGGACCAUGUUUCCCCGCCGAACUAGAAGGCCUGCGAUACGUCGCGCAACACACCACCAUCCCCGUCCCAAAGAUUCAUCGCACGUACCCAGCCAGCGAGGGGCGCAUCUACAUCGAAAUGGACUACAUUAAAGGCGAUACCCUCCAAGAAGUAUGGCGCAACCCCAACUUCACAUCCACAAACAAACAAGCAGUGAUCCAAGAAAUUGCUAGCUACAUCGAUCAACUCCGACAACUCACACCACCCCAGGAAGGUCUUGUAGCUUCCGCAGAACGAGGAAAAUGUUAUGACAUCCGAGUGGGAAGCUGGCCCUUUGGGCCGUUCAAAACCAUUAACGAAUUUCAUGAGUUUCUGCGCGGGACGAUCCCGAUAGAAGAUACUACGAAGGUAUAUGGCGAAGCUGUCACGAAGUGUCAUGAACGAUCUGGAUCAUACUAUCGGACGUGUUUCACACAUGCGGAUAUCGCGAAGAGGAAUAUCAUUGUUCGGGGUGGGGAGGUUGCUGGGAUCGUUGAUUGGCAGUUUUCUGGGUGGUUUCCGGAGUAUUGGGAGUAUACGAAGGCGUUUUAUACGCUUUACGAUGUUCCGGAUUGGUAUGGUGGGUUGAAGAAGGUGAUGAGGAGGUAUGAUGAUGAAUUAGAGGCGGAAAGGGUGCUUUGGAAGAGGUUUGAUCAGCCGGGGGAUCUUCUUAGGACUCGGUAUUAUGGUUGUAGUAAGGAUGGGUAG